AUGAUACUCUCUUCAGAGCCCAAAGCAGAGCUGUCUCAGCUACCCAACGCGGACGGCUCGGCAACCUUUUCACACCUCGGGUUUACCGUCACGGCGGCUGUAAACGGACCUGUCGAGGCUCCUAGGCGCGACGAGAAUGCGUUCGAGGCGCUCGUCGAUGUUGUCGUGCGUCCUGCCGCCGGUGUUGGAGGCACGGGCGAACGACAGCUCGAGUCGAUCCUGCAAUCGGCGCUUCGUCAGCUCAUUCCCAUCCGGGACUUUCCUAGGUGCAUGAUCCAAAUUACCCUUCAGGUCAUGGAGACGCCCAAAAAUGCCUAUGUGAACCCGAAGUUGCUACAGUCGCAGCUGAAUCUGCCCAUCAUUCCGGCCUUGCUGCAUGCCGCCGUCCUCGCCUUGUUGACCGCUGCCGUCCCCCUCAAGGCGAUCGCAACCGCUACGAUGCUUGCAAUCGGAGAUAAGGGGAGCAUCAUGGUAGAUCCAGCGAUGGAAGAGGCCGACAAGGCGCAAUCGGUUCAUGUCCUCGCUUUCACGUCGGCAGACGAGCUUCUCUUGGUGGAGAGCUCCGGUUCCUUCUCCGUCGAGGAAUGGAAUAAGAUACUUCAGGCAGGACAGCGUGCAUGCUGCCAAGCAAGUGACGCUGGCGGCGACAUGGUCAUGUCUGGCAGCGGUGCCGAGUCCCCGAGCGUCAGGGCCUUCAUCCGGUCGGUGAUGGAAGCAAAGGCUUCGACAGACCUCCACUGGAAAUGA
Messenger RNA from Drechmeria coniospora, 747 nucleotides. RefSeq lists its product as uncharacterized. Gene Ontology annotation, biological process: U4 snRNA 3'-end processing; nuclear mRNA surveillance; poly(A)-dependent snoRNA 3'-end processing. Bases 1 to 747 code for a protein of 248 amino acids. The transcript is spliced from 3 exons. NCBI's taxonomy places the organism in Eukaryota, Fungi, Ascomycota, Sordariomycetes, Hypocreales, Ophiocordycipitaceae. The record is from RefSeq and is a predicted model, not a curated record. Gene Ontology annotation, cellular component: nuclear exosome (RNase complex); cytoplasmic exosome (RNase complex); nucleolus.